Dentiscutata heterogama is the source of this 2768-nucleotide messenger RNA. Lineage: Eukaryota; Fungi; Glomeromycota; Glomeromycetes; Diversisporales; Gigasporaceae. The record is from the annotation of a GenBank genome assembly.
UCCUUCAAGAUACUGUUUCUCCAUCCUUUCAACGGCCAUUAAACAUUGAUAAACCCUUAGUGAUCCUUCCACAGCCUAGUCAACUUAAAGACGAUGGAAAAAUUCUUCCACAUGUUUUUUCAGAAAAUCUUGCUGUAUUAUAUGCAUGUCUAAAAUUAGGUCAAACCGACCGUGCCAAAAGAAUUUUAGAGUAUUUAGAAAAUAAAGGCCCUAUGGAUAUGAAACACCUCUUAGAUAUCAACUUACACAACGCAUUCCUCGAAGCUUUUCUGGAUGCACCUGUUCCGGAACUUAAUGUAGCAUUCUCUUGGUUAGAUAGAAUGCGUGAUAAAUGUCGCAUAAAUCCCAAUUUAGCGACAUUUUCUAUCUUAUUGAAAGGAUAUUUGAGAAAGAGCAAAGACUUUCAAUGUUCAACGGUGCUUCAAGUUAUAGUUAUUGAUAUGGAAGAUAAAGGUUUUCGAUUUGAACAAUUAAUAGAAAGUAAUUUAUUAUCUGAUGAUGAUACUCAAAAAUUAUUUGAGUUAUUGAAUUCAGAUAAAAAUUCCAGUCUUUCGAAACGACUUUUGAAACAUCUUGAAAAUGAAUCCGCAACACCUUUAACUGCAGAACCCAUUCCAACAAAGGCAUUUGGUGUAAAACUUAUAAAAAAUUCUCUUGAAGCUCUGAAAGAGAAAGGACUGGAUCAAUAUGAUCGUCAAAAUAAGUUAGAGGAAAAUGCUUUACAUGGUGCUAUUGAGCGUUGGAAACAUGAUUAUGAACAAAUGCGUAAACGUGGUGAUGCUUUUUCUGGAAUUCCCUCUUUGAGGAAAGCUAUGUGGGCUUGGCAUGAAAAACUUGUUCCUUUGAUUGAAAUGGAAUUAAAAAAAAGUAUUUAUAAGAAUAUUGAGGAAGGUGGUGAAUGUAUUGAUUCACAAACUGGGACUUUCUUGCGAUUGUUAAGUGCGGAUAAACUCUCCGCCAUUACAAUAUUGGAAAUGCUACGUCAAUCUAGCGAUAGUGAGGUUAUAGAAGGAAUGACGACAACCUCUGCCAUUAUGGCUAUUGGUAAAUCUGUGGAAAGUGAAUACAACGCGGAACAAUUGAAAAAGAAACAAAAUCGUAAAUUGUUCUAUAAAGAUUUAAAUAUUCAUGAACUUUUUGCAUCUGGAAAAUUAUUCAAUAUGGAAAUUCGUCGGUUUGCAAGAAAAAUAGAAAAAGAAGAUAUUGAAACAUCAUGGAAACCGGAUUGGGGAUCGACAAUAAGAGCUAAAGUUGGCUCUUUCUUGGCCGCUAGUCUGAUUAAAGUUGCUCAGAUUACUGUCUCAACCGCUGAUGCAACUGGUAAAAUAAUAAGUGAAGAGGCGCCAGCUUUCUUUCAUUCUUAUGAAUAUAAUAGAGGUAAAAAAGUUGGGGUUAUUAAGCUUAACCCUCAAUUGAUAAAGUUGCUUUCUAAUGAAUCCAUUAGAGAUCAUUUACAUCCUCGCAUGUUACCAAUGUUGAUUAUUCCAAAGCCUUGGUUGACUUUUAAUAGCGGUGGUUAUCUGACAUCUCCAACUUCUGAUAAUUCACACCUGGAGCAUGUUUUUGCUGGUUUGGAUGUCCUUGGUUCUACGUGUUGGGCCGUGAAUAAAAGGGUAUACGAAGUUAUUUUAAAGAUUUGGAAUAGUGGAGAAGGUGUUCUUGACAUUCCACCUGCCGAUUUAAAUCUAGAAAUUCCUAAAAAACCUGAAGAUUUCGACAACAACGUUAAAUCGAAAAUUCAGUGGAUUAAGACAUGUAGAGAGAUUAAUAAUAAAAUACGAAAUAAUCAUUCUUUGAGAUGUAUGGUAAAUUAUAAAGUGGAAAUUGCCGGUGCUUAUCUUGACGAACCAAUGUUCUUUCCUCAUAGUCUGGAUUUCCGUGGUCGUGCAUACCCAAUUCCAUCACACUUGAAUCAUAUGGGUGAUGAUUUAUGUCGUGGUUUAUUAGUAUUUAAGGAUGCAAAACCAUUAGGCAAAACUGGGUUAAGAUGGCUUAAAAUUCAUUUGGCAAAUUUAUAUGGACUUGACAAAGUUUCAUUUAGUGAACGAGAAGCGUUUACUAAUGAGAAUAUUGCUGAGAUAAUGGAUUCUGCAGAUUAUCCUUUGAAAGGCAAACGAUGGUGGCAAAAAGCCGAAGAUCCAUGGCAAUGUUUGGCAGCAUGCUUUGAAUUAACUGAUGCAAUACGCUCACCAUCACCAGAACAAUAUACGUCACGAAUUCCUGUACAUCAGGACGGUACCUGCAAUGGAUUACAACAUUACGCGGCUCUUGGUGGUGACUUGGAGGGAGCAUCUCAAGUCAAUCUAGCACCGUCUAAUACACCAUCUGAUAUAUAUACUGCAGUUGCUAAUAGGGUAAAAGAAGUAAUCAAAAUUGAGGCAGAAAUGGGUGAUGAAAGAGCUUUAAUAGUAUUAGAUCACAUUAAUCGUAAAGUUGUCAAACAAACUGUAAUGACAACCGUGUAUGGUGUGACAUUUAUUGGAGCUCGGUUACAAAUUGAAGCUCGACUCAAAGAAAUUGAAGGUAUACCACAAGAUCGACUUCAUGAAUUAUCACAUUAUAUUGCAAAGCAUGUAUUUGGUUGCUUGGAAGAAAUUUUUAAAGGAGCAAGAGCCAUUCAAGAAUGGUUAAACGAAAGUGCUAAAUGGAUUGCGAAAAGCUUACCACCUGAACGCGUGUUAAAAUCUGCUGAAGAGAUUAAAGAUGAAAAUGAUUAUUUACAUGAAACAAAAGCUGGAGAUAACCUAAAACCUUUAAAGAAAUCCAUA